Molecule: messenger RNA, 985 nt
Organism: Nanorana parkeri
Lineage: Eukaryota; Metazoa; Chordata; Amphibia; Anura; Dicroglossidae
Gene: WARS2
Product: tryptophanyl tRNA synthetase 2, mitochondrial
Exons: 8
Coding region: 26-985 (319 amino acids)
Biological process (GO): mitochondrial tryptophanyl-tRNA aminoacylation
Cellular component (GO): mitochondrial matrix; mitochondrion
Molecular function (GO): ATP binding; tryptophan-tRNA ligase activity
Source: RefSeq, a predicted model, not a curated record
GAGCUGCCGUAGUGACGUCACCAAGAUGGCGCUGCCCUUGCUCCGGCGUGCGGUGGUGUUCCGGUUGCGGAGAGGACACCGGGCUGUGAGCACCGAGAGCCAUGCCGGGGCCCAGGGUCCCGCCUCCCGCGUCUUCUCCGGCAUACAGCCCACCGGGAUCCCUCACCUGGGCAACUACCUGGGCGCACUCCAGAGCUGGGCGAAGCUGCAGGACGAUUUCGGCUCGGUGCUGUACAGCAUUGUGGACCUGCACUCCAUCACCGUCCCCCAGGACCCGGCCACCCUACGGGAGAGUGUCCUGGACAUGGCUGCCUGCCUGCUGGCCUGCGGGAUAGACCCGGAGAAGAGCAUCCUCUUCCAGCAGUCUCUGGUGCCGGAGCACGCCGAGCUCGGCUGGGUUCUCGGCUGUGUGACGUCCAUGCCGCGGAUCCGUAACCUUUACAGCUGGAGGAUAAAAAGUCAGACUCAGAAGAACGAAGGCAGCGUCGGGCUGUUUACUUAUCCUGUGCUCCAGGCGGCCGACAUCCUCCUGUACAAGUCCACCCAUGUUCCGGUUGGAGAUGACCAAUUGCAGCACAUGGAGCUCACUCAGGACACAGCUCGGAUCUUCAAUCACCGAUACGGACAGCUUUUUCCCAUUCCCAAAACGCUGACGACCGACUUCAAGAAGAUCCGUUCCCUUCGGGACCCCGCGGCAAAGAUGUCCAAAUCCGACCCCCAGAGACUGGCCACGGUGCGCCUGACAGACCCGCCGGACGAAAUCACACUCAAGUUCCGCAAGGCGGUCACAGACUGUACCUCCGAGGUGACCUUCGACCCCGAGGGCCGCCCGGGGGUAAGUGACCCACACACGCACCCGACCAUCCACAUGAUGGUUCAUCAGACCCGACCACCUUCCUCCAUUGCUCCGUGCUCCAGUUCUGAUGCUCACGUGACCGUUGAAGGUGCUUUUGGUGGUGGACACGUGUCAGCAUGGGCCCCCUGA